GCUCCUGAAGCUAACCGGAAACAGUCCCGUUUCAUUUCACAGUAGCAUCACGAGAACUGCAAAAAGGAUGUCCUGCAACACCAGUGUUACUCGUCUUUGUGCGCCAUCAGUGGGCCAGGCACAGCAAGUCACCGUCCAUCUCAUGCCCUGUGAGAUUGAACACAAUGGGCCGGCUCUCGUCUCACAAUACCUCACUGCUACCACAAAAGACAACAAACAAGAGAAGAUGGUGUCAUUCAGAGGGCGUGGGUUGAAGGGGCAGGAGCUCAGCUGUCCACAGGGCUACAGUGGCCUGGUGCUGAAAGAGAUCAACAAGCCUGGCUCAGACCAAGAGGACAGGACAGUGAAGGUGUCUUCUGUGUUUGACAAACUGACUUACUGGAACCUUGAGACGCCUCCAAAUUCAGAUGACACAGUGGUGAUGGCGAUGGAUUGGCCUGAGCUGGCUGAGGCGAUCCACGGGCCAGUAGAGGACUGAAGAGACUAACACAAGUUUCCGUAAAGAGGUGAUGGACUGAUGUCUCCUCAGCGUGUUACAAAUGCAAUGUACAGUUUGCUGGUUACUGACCAACACCUGUAAAAAGCUUUUGAAAUACUAACCUGUUCAAUAAUUGUUGCUCGUGUAGAGCAGUAAGUGACAAUUAACGUUUAUAGUUUUUAUAUAUGUUCUUUUGUAGUGAAAUAAAGAAAAAUAUAAGACAACACUGAA
Stegastes partitus (bicolor damselfish) is the source of this 709-nucleotide messenger RNA. It is a transcript of the gene rnaseh2c, whose product is annotated as ribonuclease H2, subunit C. Gene Ontology annotation, cellular component: ribonuclease H2 complex. Gene Ontology annotation, biological process: RNA catabolic process. NCBI's taxonomy places the organism in Eukaryota, Metazoa, Chordata, Actinopteri, Pomacentridae. Bases 68 to 478 code for a protein of 136 amino acids. The record is from RefSeq and is a predicted model, not a curated record. The transcript has 5 exons.